AACUAUGAAACAGUAGUUUUACCUCUGGAUGAAAGAGCAUUUGAAAAAACUUUAACACCGAUCAUACAGGAGUAUUUUGAACAUGGAGAUACUAACGAAGUUUCGGAGAUGCUGAAGAAUUUAAAUCUCGGUGAAAUGAAAUACAGUGUGCCAGUGCUGGCUGUUUCCUUGGCCUUAGAGGGGAAGGCCAGUCACAGGGAAAUGACGUCUAAGCUUAUCUCCGACCUUUGUGGGACAGUAGUAAGCAAAACUGAUGUGGAAAAAUCAUUUGAUAGACUGCUUAAAGAACUACCUGAAUUGGUGUUGGAUUCUCCCAGGGCACCACAGUUGGUGGGCCAGUUUAUCGCUAGAGCUGUUGGAGAUGGGAUUCUAAGCAACACCUAUAUAGAUGGCUACAAAGGCACUGUGGAUUGUGUCCAAGCUCGAGCCGCGCUGGACCGAGCGACUGUGCUGCUGAGCAUGAGCAAGGGUGGGAAGCGCAUUGACAGCGUGUGGGGGUCAGGAGGGGGCCAACAGUCCGUGAAACACCUGGUUAAAGAGAUCGAUAUGUUGCUGAAAGAGUAUUUGCUUUCCGGAGAUGUACUGGAAGCUGAGCGUUGCCUUCAGGAACUGGAAGUACCCCAUUUUCACCAUGAACUUGUCUAUGAAGUAAGGAGAAAUCAGAGUCCCUUUAAUAAUUGUCAGCAAUUUGAUGUGGGCAUGCAAAUAAUAUAACUGGAAUUUGAAGCU
This is a messenger RNA of Lepidothrix coronata (blue-crowned manakin), 729 nucleotides long. Its product is annotated as programmed cell death protein 4-like. The transcript has 5 exons. The record is from RefSeq and is a predicted model, not a curated record. Lineage: Eukaryota; Metazoa; Chordata; Aves; Passeriformes; Pipridae. Gene Ontology annotation, biological process: negative regulation of DNA-templated transcription. Gene Ontology annotation, cellular component: nucleus; cytosol. The coding region runs from base 109 to 714 and encodes 201 amino acids.